This is a messenger RNA of Rotaria sp. Silwood2, 948 nucleotides long. The record is from the annotation of a GenBank genome assembly. NCBI's taxonomy places the organism in Eukaryota, Metazoa, Rotifera, Eurotatoria, Philodinida, Philodinidae.
AUGAAAGCGCCAUCACUACCAGGUGAUGACCCAACACGAGAUCAAUUUAUCAAAAACUUAGUGAAACAUGACAUAGAUGUUAAUGAAUAUUGUUCCAUUUAUGAAUCAUCUUUAAUUCCACCAAAUAAUAAUCUUUCAAAUUUAACAUUAGAAAUCUUUGAACAUACUGCAUUUGAACAAGGAAAUUUUAUUAUUCAAAAUGCAAAUGCAUUUACUCGUCAAUUUCAUCAAAUUGAAAGUUUAGUUUUAGGUGCUCAACCAAAUCAAGUAAAUGGUAAACGUCAAUCUCUGAAUAUAAUAAAUCAAGCAAAUAAAUCACCAGUACAAUCUAGACAUACGACAGCACCCAUAGUCAAUGUUUUGCAUGAUACAGUUGAAAAAAGUCAAGAAACACAACGUGAUAGCUCAAUAAAAACAUCGUGUAAUCGACGGGGUACUAAUAUAACAGAAACUUUCACGGCUGAAGGAGAUGACUUAAUAGGGAAUAUUCAUAAUUCGUCUAUAACAAUACGUGAAACACUAGUUGAUGGUAGAGCUGAAUAUUCUGAUAUAUCAACACAAAAAAGCGUAGCAGAGAUCAUCAAUAAACAUGAAAAAGUAACCGAACAAACAGUUAAAAAAGUCAUGCAAAAUAUAACGACUGGAAAAUCUGUGAUUUAUACCAAGACAGAUUUAACCAUGAUAUAUAACGAACCACAUAUUCGACUAGAAGCAGUAAAACGUUUAGUUGAAGGUAAUCUGCUUCGAUAUGAAGAUAACUUUUGGGUCGAACCAACUCGUGCAAGAAGAGAAACAAAAAAAGAUUUUAGACGUAUAUUUCGUCCAGGAUGGUUAAAAAAUUGUCCAGCUUCUAAUUCAAAUGUAUCAAAAUUUGAUUUUAUACAAUCCCUACAAAAACAUGUAAAUCUUACUUAUGAUAAUUUUUUGAAAUCAUUUUAUCCUCAUUAA